Messenger RNA from Chaetomium globosum CBS 148.51, 234 nucleotides. RefSeq lists its product as uncharacterized. Gene Ontology annotation, biological process: mitochondrial electron transport, cytochrome c to oxygen. NCBI's taxonomy places the organism in Eukaryota, Fungi, Ascomycota, Sordariomycetes, Sordariales, Chaetomiaceae. The record is from RefSeq and is a predicted model, not a curated record. Bases 1 to 234 code for a protein of 77 amino acids. The transcript is spliced from 2 exons.
AUGCUUGCCCGCGCGACCACCACCGCCGCCCGCCAGCUCGUGGCCCGCCGCGCCUUUACCACCACCCGCGCCCGCCUCUCGUCCCCCUACCACUACCCCGAGGGCCCGCUGUCCAACAUCCCGUUCAAUCCGCGCAAGAAGGGCUUUGGGAUCGCGUAUUGGACGUUCAUGGCGACUGGGUUUGGGUUGCCGUUUGGUAUUUCGGUUUGGCAGACUUACCACCCGGCCAAGUAA